CAAAACGGGGCGGAGUGUCAACAAAAGCUCACCGUGCUUCAUGCAUGCAGUUACCCAUAGAUACAUGUAGCGGCACUAGCUGGUAACCUCUACCCUCUUCACGAUGGAGGAUCUCCUACCGCUGCCUCCUGAAGUCUGGGUCUACAUCUUCAGCUUCCUGAGCACCGAGGAGAAACACUCGGUGCGCUUCGGCUGCAGACAGCUGAAAAUGCUCAUCGACCAGCCGUCCCUGUGGAAGGAUCACACCGUGGUGCUGUGCGACCUGCGCCGCUACACGUACGGCUUCUGGGACAUGCUGCGCCACCGCAAACUCACCCGGGUGGCGGUGCGACAUCUGCGGCGUAAAGAGUGGCGGCGCCUCGUCAAGUUCCUGCCGUCCCUCACUGCUGUGCUGUUCGCUGACGGGGGGAGGAAAUACAAGGGGAAAUACAUGGAGAACCUGGCCCACUUUCCCCAGUUGAAGGACAUUGGGGUGAGGAACGGCACCUGGGAGGAGCCCAUGCUGGGGGGUAAUCUCACCCAGAAGCUGCAGGAGCGUCUGACUCACCUGAGUGUGUGUAACGUGAGGCUGCCGUGCACCGUGGAGUUCAUCACCGCCGUGUCGCAGCUGGUCAACCUGCGCUUCCUGCUCUUCCAUCAGCAGGGGGAGGGCUACGGGCUGGACACGGUGAGGCCGGUGCCCUGCGCCGUCUUCCACAAAAUGCUGCUGAGCCUGAAGAAGCUGAAGCACCUGUCCUGGGGGAUGAGAGGGGAGCCGCCUGAGCCUCUGCCGAACGACUACCUCAGUCCAUCUGACCCGGAGCACCCAGGAGUUCCCCGGUAUGGCGGUCCAGCGCUGACCAGUCUGGAGCUGGUGGAUUACCCAGAAACCAUCCUGCCGGAGAACGCGCUGAGGAGCUUGACCUCGCUGAAGUCGCUGACUGUCCGCUACAGAUACAUCAGAGAGGGCAUCGAGUGCCGCCUCACGUCCUGGCUGAGUCCGCUCCAACAGCUGGAGACGCUCACCAUCAUCGGCGGUAACUCUCUGGCCGCCUACACCACCACCAUCCCCUCUAGUGUGUCCCGGCUGACGCUGCGAGUGGCCAUAACUCUGAAGGACAUGGACUCCAUCGCACCCAAAGUCCCGUCUCUGGAGCACCUGGACAUCGAGCAGAACCGGUCCAGCGGCAGCCUCUGCAGACGCAUCCCCAUGCUGUUCCCCCAGCUCAGGACGCUCAGGAUACGGUUUUUCCGCAGAGAGCCAGAGAAGGACCUGCUGAGCCUCCACCGGCUGCGGCACCUGGUGCAGCUGGAGCUACUGGUGGAGCGCUCCUUCAUCCUGAGGGACUACCUGAACGGUCACCCCUGGCCCAGCCCCUGCGUACAGGAGCACAUCAACCAGCUGCGAGAGCUGUCGGAGAACCGGAUCACCGUCAUCACCACGAUGCGCCGGAGGACCCCGCUGCGGGAGUGUGACUGUGUGUGGGAGGGUGACUGAAGAGGGGGCUUUAACCCUCAGUAAUAGGAAGACUUCAGAACGGUUUGAAGACUGACGGAACUGAGACGUUCUCUUCAGACUUUAAUGCAUCAUAUAAAAUCAUGAUUCUUUUGGACAAUCAAUCAAAUAUUACAGCAACGGCUGCCAUCAUUUUGACUCGGAACCCCUUGAAGAUGAAGCACUGAAAUGUACUAGAUGCAGGGUCCACUUCAGCAACAGUGAUCACGAAUUAGAAAAACUCAAUCAGUGUGUUAACCCCUCAUUCAAAGCUGCUUUUCCUCAAGUGGUGAAGUUUCAAAUGACAGAACAAACUAAUAGUGGAACGUUUCUUAUAAGUUCAAUGUGAACCCUCUGCAGGAGUGGCACUGAAGUCAAUAUGACCGCUGAAAAAGGCCAGACCAGAACUCUGUUUUGUUGUACUGAUGUUAAACGCACAUCAUACUGAAUGAAUAAUGAAAACGGCAGGUAUGGGAGAUGUUGCAUUAACCAGGUAAAAAUGGCUUUUAGAAGUAUAGAAAAUAAAUGUCUGUUAUCCGAGCCUGGCUCAGAUAAAGACAUGGUAUUAUUCUAAAUAAACUAAAACCCAGUGAGACUCGGGUCAGUUAUCAGGCCUGGUUUAUGUUUCUGUUUUUGCUCUUGUUUAUGGACACUUUAUUUUGAAUUCUUUGUUUGGUUUUUAAGUUUCUGUAUGUUUUCUUUCUUAAAUGUUGAAUUAUAAACCAUAUCUUGGUGGUUAUUAUUAUUAUUAUUAUUACGUCCAAGCCUUCGUUUCAGAACCAAAUGGUUAAUGUGAGAAGUCUGUCUUGUAGUGUUGAACGCACAGUAAACGUUCCCCCAAAGACUUAAUGGUACCUUGUUUGCCGCAUUUCUACUGCAAAGAUACGUAUGGACUUGCAGGAGGCUUUAUGUAUUGAACAGGCUUUCAGUCAUCAGUUGAAUGUUUUCUUACUGUUUAUUACAAACUACUGAUUAUUGCUCCAAACUUCAUUGUUUGUAUAUUUCAGUAUGUCAAACGUACCCACCAGUAAUAAAUAGUCUUGUCUAACGGACCCACACUUCCACGCUCCUUUUUCUCUUUGCUAUGUUCGAAUGUCUUUUUCAUUGAUGUAAUAUCUGUUAUUGCCUAUAGUUAAACACAAAGAGUUUGGCAGUGACUUUAUUAUUUAUGCAGUGUAGCAGCUAUGCAAAUGAAAAAUAAAGAAGCAGAUUUCAUGUUUUCUAGGUCCUAAAGUACAGAAAGUUAAACUGGAUUCAUUUCUGUAUUUAUGAAUUUUGUUUCAUUCACAAUAAAAUGAUCCUGAAUUUCA
This is a messenger RNA of Eleginops maclovinus (Patagonian blennie), 2784 nucleotides long. RefSeq lists its product as uncharacterized. Bases 104 to 1477 code for a protein of 457 amino acids. The record is from RefSeq and is a predicted model, not a curated record. Gene Ontology annotation, molecular function: protein binding. The transcript is spliced from 5 exons. Lineage: Eukaryota; Metazoa; Chordata; Actinopteri; Perciformes; Eleginopidae.